AUGGCGGAGGAGCGGCCCCCCCGGCUGGUGGAUUACUUCGUGAUAGCUGGGCUUGCAGGGAACGGAGCACCCAUCCCUGAGGAGACAUGGGUUCCCGAACCCAGUGGGCCCCUGCGCCCUCCCCGGCCAGCCGAGCCCAUCACGGACGUGGCAGUCAUUGCUAGAGCGCUGGGCGAGGAGGUGCCCCAGGGCUACACGUGCAUCCAGUCCUCCGCGGGGGGCCACCCCUUGGAACUCAGUGCUGGGCUCCUGGGUGGAACUCAGCCCGUCAUCUGCUACCGCAGGGGCCGUGACAAGCCCCCCCUCGUUGAGCUGGGGGUCCUGUAUGAGGGGAAGGAACGACCCAAGCCUGGCUUCCAAGUGCUGGACACAACACCAUACAGCCACUCGGCCAACCUGGCCCCUCCUGGCCCUGGGCACCCCCGCACCUACCUCACUUGCCGGCGGGCAGCAGAGGGGGCAGGGCUGCAUGCCCUGGGCAUCACUGACCUCUGCCUGGUGCUGCCCAGCAAGGGCGAGGGCACUCCUCAUACUUACUGCCGACUGCCCCGCAACCUUAACCCAGGCAUGUGGGGUCCAGCAGUGUACCUGUGCUACAAGGUGGGCCUGGCUAAGGCCAACACACUGGUAUACGAGGCAGAGCUGCUGGGCCGCUACCCAGAGGAGGACAAUGAGGCGUUCCCACUGCCCGAGUCCGUGCCUGUCUUCUGCCUGCCCAUGGGAGCCACUGUGGAGUGCUGGCCUGCCCAGACCAAGUACCCCGUGCCUGUCUUCUCUACCUUUGUGCUCACGGGCGCAGCUGGCGACAAGGUGUACGGUGCUGCCCUGCAGUUCUAUGAGGCUUUCCCGAGGGCCAGGCUGUCAGAGCGGCAAGCGCGGGCCCUGGGCCUCCUGAGCGCUGUGGAGCGGGGCCGGGCCCUGGGGGGCCGGGCCGUGCGCAGCCGGCGCGCCAUUGCUGUGCUGUCGCGCUGGCCUGCCUUCCCUGCCUUCCGCGCCUUCCUCACCUUCCUGUACCGCUACUCCGUCUCGGGCCCCCACCGCCUGCCCUUGGAAGCGCACAUCUCCCACUUCAUUCACAACGUCCCUUUCCCUUCCCCACAGAGACCCCGCAUCCUGGUGCAGAUGUCUCCGUAUGACAACCUGCUCCUCUGCCAGCCCGUGUCCUCACCCCUGCCGCUCAGCGGUGCCAGCUUCCUGCAGCUCCUGCAGAGCCUGGGCCCCGAGCUGGCCAUCACCCUGCUGCUGGCUGUGCUCACCGAGCACAAGCUCCUGGUCCAUUCGCUGCGGCCAGACCUGCUUACCAGCGUCUGUGAGGCGCUCGUCUCCAUGAUCUUCCCGCUGCAUUGGCAGUGUCCCUACAUCCCGCUCUGCCCACUGGUGCUGGCAGAUGUGUUGAGCGCCCCCGUGCCCUUCAUUGUGGGGAUCCACUCCAGCUACUUCGACCUGCACGACCCGCCUGCUGACGUCAUCUGCGUUGAUCUCGACACCAACACGCUCUUCCAGACGGAGGAAAAGAAGCCCCUCUCCCCUCGGACCCUGCCCCGCAGACCCUACAAGGUUCUGCUGGCUACACUGACAAACUUGUACCAGCAGCUGGAUCAGACAUACACUGGGCCCGAGGAGGAGGCGUCCUUGGAGUUCCUGCUGACGGACUACGAGGCUGUGUGCGGCCGCCGGGCCCGGCUGGAGCGUGAAGUCCAGGGAGCCUUUCUCCGCUUCAUGGCCUGUCUGCUCAAGGGCUACCGGGACUUCCUGCGCCCGCUCACCCAGGCCCCCUCGGAGGGGGCUCGAGAUGUCGACAACCUCUUCUUCCUGCAGGGCUUCCUCAAAUCCCGGGAGCGCUCCAGCCACAAGCUGUACUGCCAGGUCCUGCGCACACAGAUGUUCUCGCAGUUCAUUGAGGAGUGCUCCUUCGGCUCUGCUCGGCAUGCCGCCCUCGAGUUCUUUGACUCUUGUGUCGACAAGGUGCACCCGGAGCAGGAGAAGCCUGAGCCCACACCCUUGGUGGAGCUGGAGGACCUGUCGGGGAGUGAGCUCACCGUCUUUAUCACACCUCCCGAGGAGCCUCCAGUACCAGAGGGCAGUGAAUCCGCCCCCCAGUACUGCUACGAUGGGUUCCCAGAGCUGCGGGCUGAGCUGUUUGAGUCCCCACGGGAGCAGCCCGGGGCGCUGCCCGUGCCAGGGCCAUCCCGGAGCGCCCCCAGCAGCCCUGCCCCUCGCCGUACCAAACAGGAGAUGAAGGUGGCACAGCGGAUGGCGCAGAAGUCAGCAGCCGUGCCUGAGCUGUGGGCCCGGUGCCUGCUGGGGCACUGCUACGGGCUAUGGUUCCUGUGUCUGCCCGCCUACGUGCGCGCGGCGCCAUCCCGCGUGCAGGCACUGCACACGGCCUACCACGUGCUGCGCCAGAUGGAGAGCCGCAAGGUGGUGCUGCCCGAUGAGGUGUGUUACCGGGUGCUGAUGCAGCUGUGCUCCCAUUAUGGGCAGCCUGUGCUCUCCGUGCGGGUCAUGCUGGAGAUGAGGCGGGCGGGCGUCGUGCCCAACACCAUCACUUACGGCUAUUACAACAAGGCCGUGCUGGAAAGCAAGUGGCUGUCUGGUACACCGGGUGGGCGCCUGCGCUGGGCCAAGCUCCGGAACGUUGUCCUGGGGGCUGCUCAGUUCCGCCAGCCCUUGAGGGAACGGCGGCGGCAGCGGCAGCAGGCAGCAGUGCAAGAGGCGGGCAGCAGCCAGACAGAGCCCUGUCUGGAGCGUCGCUCCCCUACGCGCCCACUUCAGCGCCAGACUACUUGGGCCGGUCGAAGCUUCCGGGACCCAGCUUCACCCACGGGGCGCCUGGUGAAAAGCGGCAGUCUGGGCAGUGCCCGCGGGACACAGCCCACCGUGGAGGCUGGCGUGGCCCACAUGAUAUUUUUUUUUUUUUUUUUUUAGCCCCGGGGCUCACCUGUACCCUGGCGCGACGGGAGCCUCUUUUUUUUUUUUUUUUUUUGCGAGGAGCCGGCCCCCGGAGGCAGCCCAGAGGACUCAGGCUCAGCCCUGAGUGCCCAGUCCACUGAGACCCUGGAAGGGCCAAGUGGGCGGGCGCCCAAGGCGGGCGGGCGUCAGGAGGAGGCCAGCACCCCCAGACGGGGGCUGGGCGCCCGCCUGCAACAGCUGCUCACCCCUUCCCGCCGCUCCCCUGCCUCCCGCGUUCCCCCGCCUGAGCUGCCCCCUGACCUGCCUCCCCCUGCCCGCCGUAGCCCGAUGGACAGCCUCCUGCGCCCCCGGGAGCGGCCUGGAUCCACUGCCUCCGAGAGCUCAGCCUCUCUGGGCAGUGAGUGGGACCUCUCCGAGUCUUCCGUCAGCAGCCUUUUUUUUUUUUUUUUUUUUGAGCGCCUCAGUGACACCCCCGGGUCCUUGCAGCCGCCUUCCCUGGAGCUCCUGCCCUCCAGCUGUUCCUUGUGCCGCCUGUUUUUUUUUUUUUUUUUUUGUUCCUUGUGCCGUGCCUGUGACUCGCUGGUGUACGAUGAGUUUUUUUUUUUUUUUUUUUCGCCCGAUGACUCCAACCUCAACACAGUGUGCCCCUUCUGCUUUUUUUUUUUUUUUUUUUUGCUCAGUGUGCAGACCCUCGAUUCCCGACCCAGCCCCCAGCCUGCCCCUGCUGGUGCCAGUAACAGCAAAGAUGCUCCUAUCCCUGGGGGCCCAGGCCCUGUGCUCAGUGACCGCAGGCUCUGCCUUUUUUUUUUUUUUUUUUUGCUCUGCAAUGGGCACACGGGGGCUGCCUCCCGGCGGGUUGAGGGUGGGGCCUGGGCAUAUCUGAGCCCCCUGGUGCUGCGCAAGGAGCUGGAGUUUUUUUUUUUUUUUUUUUUCAGUGAGGUGCUGGCAUUACCUGAGCUGCCUGCUGCCCACCUUUUUUUUUUUUUUUUUUUUCUGUGGUAUUUCCAGCGGCUGCGCCUGCCCAGCAUUCUGCCAUGCCUGGUGCUGGCCUCCUGUGAUGGGUCCCCACCCCCCCAGGCCCCACCUCCUUGGCUGAUGCCUGACCCGGCAUCUGUGCAGGUGCGGCUGCUAUGGGACGUCCUGACCCCUGAUCCCAGUAGCUGCCCGCCUCUCUACGUGCUCUGGAGGGUUUCAGGCCAGAUCCCGCAACGGGUGGCAUGGCCAGGCCCCAUACCCGCGCCCCUCAGCCUGGACCUGCUGGAGGCCGUGUUGCGCCAUGUUUUUUUUUUUUUUUUUUUCAAGGCUGUAGGGCUCUUGCUGGAAACUUUAGGGCCGCCUCCCACUGGCCUGCACUUGCAGAGGGGCAUCUAUCGUUUUUUUUUUUUUUUUUUUAUGGCUGCUCUAGGCAAGGACCGUGUGGACAUAGUGGCCUUCGACAAGAAAUACAAGUCUGCCUUUAACAAGCUGGCCAGCAGCAUGGGCAAGGAGGAGCUGAGGCAGCGACGGUUUUUUUUUUUUUUUUUUUAGGCCAUUGAUUGCCGGAAAUGUUUUGGAGGAGCUGGAUGA
This is a messenger RNA of Odobenus rosmarus divergens (Pacific walrus), 4479 nucleotides long. RefSeq names its product DENN/MADD domain containing 4B (gene DENND4B). Gene Ontology annotation, molecular function: protein binding. Lineage: Eukaryota; Metazoa; Chordata; Mammalia; Carnivora; Odobenidae. Gene Ontology annotation, cellular component: cytoplasmic vesicle. The transcript is spliced from 28 exons. The record is from RefSeq and is a predicted model, not a curated record. Gene Ontology annotation, biological process: regulation of Rab protein signal transduction.